GAUAAUAACAGUCGUAACAAGGAAUGUUUAAAAAGCCUCACCUCGUGUGAUCAAAUGUAGAUACGGCCUGACAUUGAUAUAGGUUUACACCAGGAAUCUUAUCGUCAGUUCUACAGGAACGUGUCUAUAAUGUCGCUGGUAACAUUGACAGUAUUGGUGGCAUUCUUCCAUAUCUCGGUCGGGUCCGACACACCAUGUUUGAAUCACGGAGGAACUUGUCAAGAUGAUAGUUCUUCCUGUUCCGGUAACUACGUCAGCAACUUGUGUUCCGGAUCUGCUUCCAGAAGAUGUUGUGAACCGUCAUCAGAUCCGUGUACUACAAUAGGAGGGACAUGUCAGGAUGACCAUUUGUACUGUGCCGGAUCCUACGUCACAGGGAAGUGCAGUGGAGGCACUACCAAUCGUUGCUGCACCUCGCAUAACAACGGAGGAUCCGACCAGUCGAUUUGCGAUAACAUACAAGUGAUCAGUCGGGACGCUUGGGGUGCGAGGAGGCCGACUCACGAAACUUCAUUGAAUCAUCGCGUGCACUUGUUCUUUAUACACCAUACGGACGGUCACACAUGUGAUAGUGAGACUGAAUGUGCUGGAGUACUCAAGGGUGUUCAAAACUACCACAUGAACUCAAGAGGUUAUAAUGACAUCGGCUACAGCUUCCUGAUUGGUCAAGAUGGACGUGUUUAUGAGGGCAGAGGUUGGGGUGUCGUUGGUGCCCACACUCUACAUUACAACUCCCUUGCUUACGCAGUUUCCUUUAUGGGGAACUUCAUGGAUACUCUACCAUCAGCAAAUUCUCUCCACGCCGCUAAAGCGCUGGUACAAUGUGGGGUCAAUAAAGGUUAUAUUGAAGCUAACUACAGUCUGUUUGGUCACCGUGACGUAGGAAAUACGGACUGCCCCGGGAACUCUCUGUAUGCUGAGAUUAGGACCUGGGAUAGAUACAACUACACUCACUCGGCGACCAUACAAUGAUCUCAUGAUUUAUUCUUGACCUGUAUGACGGAAGGAAAUAAAAUGUAAAAGAAUAAA
Pecten maximus is the source of this 1029-nucleotide messenger RNA. RefSeq names its product peptidoglycan-recognition protein SC2-like. Gene Ontology annotation, molecular function: N-acetylmuramoyl-L-alanine amidase activity; zinc ion binding. The transcript is spliced from 5 exons. Bases 130 to 972 code for a protein of 280 amino acids. Lineage: Eukaryota; Metazoa; Mollusca; Bivalvia; Pectinida; Pectinidae. The record is from RefSeq and is a predicted model, not a curated record. Gene Ontology annotation, biological process: peptidoglycan catabolic process.